AUGAAAUUCCUAAUCGUAUUAGCUGUUAUCGCCGUCGCUUCGGCAGUCCCUCUUAACCGUAUCUCAGCCUCUGAGAUCGAUGAGAUCAUCAGCGCUAUCAACAGCCCCAGCACCAACCCAGCCACAGCUGCUGCUUUACAGCAAAUGCUCCACGAUCUCCUCGGUGGACAUGGACUAGACGAAAUUUCUGCUGGACCCGCUAUAAUCGAUGAAUCACCUGUACUUAUUGACACCAACCCAGCUCUUGUUGAGGAACACGAGGAUAUCGCAGUUGGACCAGCUCUGAUUGAGGAACACGAGGAUAUCUCCGUCGGACCAGCUCUGAUUGAGGAACACGAGGAUAUCUCCGUCGGACCCGCUCUCAUUGAAGACCAGCCCGCCAGCGUCAAAGCUCCCCUCGUACAGGUUAUCAUUAAUGUUGACGCAUCCGCUGGAGACGUCACCGUUGACCAAGUUUACAACCCAGAGAACCCCGCUCUUAUUCCCAGCCCCGUAGAAAUCAUUGAUGGAUCCCAACCCGAACUUAUCCCCGACAACAUCAAUGUCAUUGAAAACGAAAUCAUUCCCGACGCCAUCAGUAUUGUGGAGAACCCCAAGCCAGAGCUGGAAGCUGAAAACAUCAACGUUGACACACCUUUGAUCCCUGACGGCGCUGUCAUCCUCCCAGACAUCCUCAACUAG
Molecule: messenger RNA, 681 nt
Organism: Pieris macdunnoughi
Lineage: Eukaryota; Metazoa; Arthropoda; Insecta; Lepidoptera; Pieridae
Source: the annotation of a GenBank genome assembly